AUGGACGCCGCGCCGAGGCGGAACCGCCCGGAGGGGCCGGCGGAGCGCCCGCCGCCUGCUCGGGACUCGGAGGAGGAGGAGGAGGAAGCCGGGAUGGAACCCGGUCUGGCGGACGAGGAGGAGGUGGACCCCCGGAUCCAGGGGGAACUGGAGAAGCUCAAUCAAUCCACGGAUGAUAUCAACAGACGGGAGACUGAACUUGAGGACAUCCGUCAGAAGUUCCGCUCUGUCCUGGUCGAAGCGACGGUGAAGCUGGAUGAGCUGGUGAAGAAGAUCGGCAAGGCCGUGGAAGACUCGAAGCCCUACUGGGAGGCUCGGAGGGUGGCGAGGCAGGCGCAGCUGGAGGCUCAGCGGGCCACCCAGGACUUCCAGAGGGCCACCGAGGUGCUCCGCGCCGCCAAGGAGACCAUCUCCCUGGCCGAGCAGCGGCUGCUGGAGGACGACAAGCGGCAGUUCGACUCAGCGUGGCAGGAGAUGCUGAACCACGCCACCCAGAGGGUCAUGGAGGCGGAGCAGACCAAGACGCGGAGCGAGCUGGUGCACAAGGAGACGGCGGCGCGCUACAACGCGGCCAUGGGCCGCAUGCGGCAGCUGGAGAAGAAGCUCAAGCGGGCCAUCAACAAGUCCAAGCCUUACUUUGAGCUCAAGGCGAAGUACUACCUACAGCUGGAGCAGCUGAAAAAGACGGUGGAUGAGCUGCAGGCCAAGCUGGCCCUGGCCAAGGGCGAGUACAAGACGGCGCUGCGGAACCUGGAGACCAUCUCGGAUGAGAUCCACGAGCGGCGGCGCUCCGGCGCCAUGGGGCCCCGCGGGCGCGGCGUCGGCGCCGAGGGCGGAGCUGUGCCGGCCGAGGGCCCGGCGGGGCGCAAGCCUGAAGCCGACGCCGUUUCCGUGGCCUCCGAGGCCUUCGAAGAUGACAGCUGCAGCGCCUUUGUGUCUGAGGAUGACUCGGAAACCCAGUCCCUGUCCAGCUUCAGCUCGGGGCCCACGAGCCCGUCGGAGACGCCCGAGCAGUUCCCCACGGCCGUGCGGCCCGCCAGCCUGGACCUGCCCAGCCCCGUGUCCCUGUCGGAGUUUGGGGUGCUGUUCCCGGGGCUGGGCCCCCGCAGCGAGUGCAGCGGGGCCUCGUCCCCCGAGUGCGAGGUGGAGCGAGGGGACAGAGCAGAGGGGGCAGAGAAUAAGGGUGACAAGGCGGGCAGCCAGCGGGGGCUGGGCAGCAGCAGCGGUGACGACGGCAGGAGCCCCCCGAAGCCCGCGGGCCAGGCCCUGGAGGACGGGGUGCAGCGGCUGUCCCUGCGGGGCCCCGGGCGUGCGGGCCUCACGGACACACACGUGGUGCAGAUCGGCUGA
Rangifer tarandus platyrhynchus (Svalbard reindeer) is the source of this 1350-nucleotide messenger RNA. The record is from the annotation of a GenBank genome assembly. NCBI's taxonomy places the organism in Eukaryota, Metazoa, Chordata, Mammalia, Artiodactyla, Cervidae.